Capsicum annuum is the source of this 2446-nucleotide messenger RNA. RefSeq lists its product as uncharacterized. The record is from RefSeq and is a predicted model, not a curated record. The coding region runs from base 254 to 2179 and encodes 641 amino acids. The transcript is spliced from 5 exons. NCBI's taxonomy places the organism in Eukaryota, Viridiplantae, Streptophyta, Magnoliopsida, Solanales, Solanaceae.
CCAAUACAAACCCUUACUGUCCCUUUCUCCCUCCAUUGUUAAAUCUUCUGCAAUCUUCUUCCCCAAUUUUUUUUUUUUUAACUCAAAAUUCUCAACAAAAAAUAAAUUCAUUUUUCAUUAAAUUUUCAAAAAUUAGCAAAAAAAACCAGAAAAACAGAAAAAAAAAUAAUCAGUGAGUAGUGAAAUUAAAGAAGAAAAGGUGGCUAGUCAAGGGUUUGAUACAGCAGUAUUGACUCUAUUGAGUUUUCAAGAAAUGGACAAUUCGAAUUCGGGUCAAGAAUCGGGUCAAAAUUCGGGUAGUAGUAGAAGAACCCGAUCGCAAACGGGUUUAGUUGUUGUUAAGGAAGGGGAAGAAGUUGGGCGGAAGAAAAGUUUGAAUUUUGUUGGUAAAAAAUCUAGGGUUUAUGGGAAAAAUCAUGUGAAGGAUUCGAAGAAAAGGAAGAGAUUGAAGAAUGUGAAUGUGGGUGUUGUUGGUUUUCCUAAAAGGAGGAAAGUGAAUGAUGAUGAUGGUGAAGGCAAGGCGAAAAAAUCGGGCGAUUUGGAGAUUGGGAGUUCUAUUGUUCGACCGAAAAAGCGUUACCGCCCAAGGGUUGGCGCACAAACCAAUGUUGAGGCUGUUAACAUGUUGAAAGAGAAGUUGGAUGCUAAGCAGAUUCAGAUGUUCAGGGAAACUUGUUUUGGGCGUUUUCUUGAUUUGCCCCCUGUAGUGGUUCAGCAUCAGUUGGCACACUCCCUAUUGUUGAGGGAGGUGGUUGAGGAGAAAGACGAUGCAUUGUGGAUAUCAGUGAAAGAUGUCAAGCUGCGUUUUGGACUUGUCGAAUUUGGGAUUAUCACCGGGUUAAAGUGUACUGGCGACGCUUACAAGUGCUGUGAUUCUGAUGGAAUGGGUCAGUUAAUCAAUACUUACUUUCCUUCUGAACAAUCCAGGGUGGCUAAGCAAUCCUUAAUCGACUGCAUCAAUGAUAAGAGAUUUAAAUCCGAUGAGGAUGCUGUCAAGCUCGCUGUCCUAUAUUUCAUUCACACAUUUUUGUUCUCCACUGUGAAACGCAAACAUAUUACAAGGGAUGAUUUUGAGCUCGUUGAGAGCGGUGAAUACGAAACGUAUCCUUGGGGGAAAGCUGUCUUUAAAGCCAUUAUGAAGGCUAUGAAGGGUAAGUUGCAGGGGAAGCCUUCAUUUUACAGGCUUGGUGGAUUACCGUUGGCAUUCCAGUGUUGGUUUUAUGAGUGUUGUCCUUAUGUUAAUAAUAAGAUUGCUUUCCGAGUUGAUGACAAAGUGCCCCGCAUACUUAGUUGGAAAGUUACAAAGCAGCCAACUUUUAAGGAAUUGUGGGAUGUGAUUUUCAGGCAGAAGCAGGAUCAGUUAAAGCUGAGGAAUAUAUCUCCGACAGAAUUUGAGAAAGCAACACUUGAUUUGCCUGAAUCAAUUGACGAUGAAAGGGUUAACGAGGUGGCAUCCCGAGAUAUUGCUGAAGUCCAUAUUGCUCAAGACUUUAGUAGUCCACCUCCUCGAGCAAGUAGGAAGCAGCUUAAAACCAAACGUAACCCCGCCUUGAACAAUGACGAUGACUGGAGCACCGAGUUGAAAAGACUGUCUGACGGACAGUCGGAGUUGAAGAGUGAGAUUCAGAUGUUCAACAAUGAGUUAGCAUCGCUCAACGACUGCAUGAGGACAUCCUUCGCAAAUGUUUUUAAAGCCAUUGAGUCUCUAUCGAAGAAACAAGGAGAAAAGACUGCUUCCGAGCUUGAUGGAGCAAAUGACCCCCACGACAGACAUGGCGAAAGCAAUUCUAGUGAGUUUAGUAAUAGUGACGACAACGGUAGUGAAGGGCAAGAGCAGGGCGGUGACAAGGACAACAAUGAGAAAGCUAAUGAAGCUGCUACGGGUGAUGCCGAGGGCGAGGAUAAACUUGGAGAUCCCGUGAAGGAGGUUGAAAGGAUGGACAUAUCCGAGGCUCAGAUUCUUCCAGAUACUUGUGAGGUGUCAGAUCACUUCACACCGGAACAGUUAACAAAACCAAGCGAUCUCGCACCAGUUCCUGAGUCGCCACAGGUGAACCAAGAUGACGCUGGCAUUGAAGGUUCAUCCAAGAAGUCGAGCGACGUUGAUAAUGUUGAUUAUAGUUUGUUGACCGAGUUUGACAAGUGGGUUGACGAAGGGAUGAAGAAACAAAGCAAGUAAAGGUAACUGUUUAGGAAGCAUUGAGGGAGGUAUUAGACUGGUUCAUUUAGCAGUUUUACAUUUUGAGCAAACGACAUUCUGCGGUUGCUUUUCUUCUAUUGUGCUUUCAUUUAUGCAUCGUUUUAUUACUUCUAGUGCGGGUUAAGAACAUCCUUUGCUUUAUCGCAGGAAGAAAAAGGUCGGAAAAAGUGUAUUAUGUCGAUGAACUUGUGUUGAUAAUCUGGUCUUUGACAUAAUAGUAGAGCUAACAUUUCCCUCCUUUACAAA